Molecule: messenger RNA, 4562 nt
Organism: Peromyscus maniculatus bairdii (prairie deer mouse)
Lineage: Eukaryota; Metazoa; Chordata; Mammalia; Rodentia; Cricetidae
Source: RefSeq, a predicted model, not a curated record
GGAUGUGUUGGCUCGUCCCCGGUGCAGCGGUUAAUCGCUGCGCUGCCGGCGUGGGACCCGGAAGGUGAAGCCAGCGGAACCCGGCGCCGGAUCAGGUCGCGAUCGAGACCCGGGCAGAUGGAGAGGCACCGGGCGCGCGCUCUCGGCCGGGACAGCAAGGCCCCGCGUCGGAAGGGCCUGUCGCCCGCGCCGCCCGCAGGCCCCUACGAGCUCGGGGAGAAGCGCCCCAAGUUGCAUUUAAAUAUUAGGACACUGACAGAUGAUAUGCUGGACAAAUUUGCCAGCAUAAGAAUUCCAGGGAGCAAGAAAGAGCGACCCCCUCUUCCCAAUCUGAAGACUGCGUCUGGAAGCAGCGAUCGCUCAUCAGUGUCUUCUGAGACAAUGGAAAACAUUCCAAAGCCGCUGUCUGAGAACGAAGUCUUAAAACUUUUUGAGAAGAUGAUGGAAGAUAUGAAUUUAAAUGAAGAUAAAAAGGCACCAUUGCGGGAAAAGGACUUCAGUAUCAAAAAAGAAAUGGUGAUGCAGUACAUUAAUACUGCUUCUAAGACAGGAAGUCUUAGAAGUAGCCGACAGAUCUCACCUCAGGAAUUUAUUCAUGAGCUGAAAAUGGGGUAUACUGACGAGAGACUUUUUACCUAUCUAGAGUCACUCCGAGUAUCAUUGACCAGUAAUCCUGUGAGUUGGGUGCAAAGCUUUGGCCAUGAGGGACUAGGAUUAUUACUGGACAUUUUGGAAAAACUGAUUAAUGGGCAAAUGCAAGAAAGAGUUGUAAAGAAGAAUCAGCACAAAGUCAUUCAGUGUCUGAAAGCCCUGAUGAACACACAGUAUGGCUUAGAAAGAAUCAUGAGUGAAGAGAGGAGUCUUUCCUUGUUGGCGAAAGCCAUGGAUCCCAAGCAGCCGGGUAUGAUGGCAGAUGUGGUGAAGCUGCUUUCUGCAGUGUGCAUUGUAGGGGAGGAAAGCAUCCUUGAAGACGUUUUAGAAGCCUUGACUUCAGCUGGAGAAGAAAGAAAAAUUGACAGAUUUUCUUCCAUUGUCGAAGGCCUUCGGCAUAAUUCAGUGCAACUGCAAGUAGCUUGUAUGCAGCUCAUAAAUGCCCUUGUUACAUCUCCUGAUGAUUUGGACUUCAGGCUUCACAUCAGAAAUGAAUUUAUGCGUUGUGGAUUGAAAGAGAUAUUGCCAAACUUAAAGUGUAUUAAGAAUGAUGGCCUGGAUAUACAACUUAAAGUCUUUGAGGAGCACAAAGAAGAAGAUUUGAUUGAGUUCUCCCAUCGCCUUGAUGAUAUUAGAGCUGAAUUUGAUGAAGCAUCUGAUGUUUAUAACAUGGUGUGGGACUCAGUUAAGCAAACUAGAGCAGAGGGAUAUUUUGUUUCUAUUCUUCAGCAUCUUCUGCUCAUUCGAAAUGACCAUUUUAUAAGACAACAGUACUUCAAACUAAUUGACGAGUGUGUAUCACAGAUUGUGUUGCAUAGAGAUGGACUGGAUCCAGACUUCACCUACAGAAAAAGACUAGAUUUGGACUUGAGUCAGUUUGUAGAUGUUUGCAUAGAUCUGGCAAAACUAGAAGAGUUUGAAGAGAAAGCAUCAGAGAAUUGCAAGAAAUUUGAAAAAGAGUGUAGUGACCACCAAGAAACCCAGGCUCAAUUGCAGAAAAAGGAGGCAAAGAUUAAUGAGCUUCAAGCAGAGUUACAAGCUUUUAAAUCCCAGUUUGGUGCCUUGCCACCUGGCACAAAAAUUCCUUUGCAAGCUUCAGUGGAAGGUGACACUAGCCCUUCAGCCCUUCCUCCUGCCCCACCAGCCCUGUGUGGGGGAGUGCCGCCUCCCCCACCUCCUCCCCCGCCUCCUCCCCCGCCUCCCCCACUUCCAGGAAUGGCAAUGCCAUUUGGUGGGCCAGUGCCACCACCACCUCCCCUGGGAUGUCUCAGUGGGCACGGCUCUCUUCCAUUAAACCUGCCAUUUGGGUUGAAACCAAAGAAAGAAUUCAAACCUGAAAUCAGCAUGAGAAGAUUGAAUUGGUUAAAGAUUGGACCAAAUGAAAUGUCUGAAAACUGUUUCUGGAUAAAAGUAAAUGAAAAUAAGUAUGAAAGUACGGAUUUGCUUUGUAAACUGGAGAACACAUUUUGUUGCCAACAAAAAGCAAAAAGGAAUACAAAUGAUUUUGAAGAGAAGAAAGUUAUUAAGAAAAGAAUUAAGGAACUUAAAUUUCUAGAUCCUAAAAUUGCUCAGAACCUUUCAAUCUUCCUGAGCUCCUUCCGGGUGCCUUAUGAGGAAAUCAAGACGAUGAUAUUGGAAGUGGAUGAAACACAGUUGUCAGAGUCUAUGAUUCAGAACUUACUAAAGCAUCUUCCUGAUGAAGAGCAAUUGAAUUCAUUGUCCCAGUUCAGAAGUGACUAUAACAACUUGUGCGUACCUGAGCAGUUUGCUGUUAUGAUGAGCAAUGUGAAGAGACUGCGGCCACGGCUCAGUGCUGUUCUCUUUAAGCUUCAAUUUGAAGAGCAGGUGAACAACAUCAAACCUGACAUCAUGGCUGUCAGUGCUGCCUGCGAGGAGAUCAGGAGGAGCAAAAGCUUUAGCCAGUUGCUGGAACUUGUGUUGCUAAUGGGGAACUUCAUGAAUGCUGGCUCCCGGAACGCUCAAACCUUCGGAUUUGACCUUAGCUCUCUCUGUAAACUAAAGGACAUAAAAUCAGCAGAUCAGAAAACAACACUCCUUCAUUUCCUGGUGGAUAUAUGUGAAGAAAAGCACCCGGAUAUCCUGCACUUUGUCGACGAUUUCGCACAUUUAGACAAAGCUAGUAGAGUCUCUGUAGAAAUGCUGGAAAAGAAUUUGAAGCAGAUGGGAAGGCAGCUUCAACAGCUUGAGAAGGAUUUGGAAACCUUUCCCCCUCCCGAGGACUUGCAUGACAAGUUUUUGAUAAAGAUGUCCAGCUUUGUUAGCAGCGCAAAAGAGCAAUACGAAACACUCUCCAAGCUGCUCAAUAGCAUGACACAGUUGUACCAGAGUACAAUGGAAUACUACGCUGUUGACAUGAAGAAGGUUUCUGUGGAGGAUUUUUUUAAUGACUUGAAUAACUUCAGAACGACAUUCAUGCAAGCGUUAAAGGAAAACAUCAAAAAAAGAGAAGCAGCAGAAAAGGACAAACGUGCAAGAAUAGCUAAAGAGCGAGCAGAGAAAGAACGCCUUGAACGCCAGCUAGAGAAAAAGCGCUUACUAGAAAUGAAAACUGAGGGUGACGAGACAGGAGUGAUGGAUAGUCUGCUGGAGGCCUUGCAGUCAGGGGCUGCCUUCCGCGACAGAAGGAAAAGGACACCGAAGCCGAAAGCAGAUAUUCGACAGAGUCUCAGUCCAAUGUCUCAGAGGCCUGUUCUCAAAGUUUGUAACCAUGAAAACCAGAAAGUGCAGUUGACAGAAGGGUCACGUCCACACCACAGUAUCAAUGGCAACUCCACCAGGACUCCAGUCGCCAAGGAGCUUAAUUAUAAUCUAGACACUCAUAAGUCUACAGGGAGGAUCAAGGCAGUUGAGAAGGAAGCCUGUAAUACAGAAAGCAACAGAAAAAAGGAAAUGGAACUUCUUGGCUCUGUUUCUAAAAGCGAAUCCGUCCCUGAAGUUGAAGCCCUGCUGGCAAGAUUACGAGCUUUAUAAAUUAAACUGGUUAAAAAAAUGAUUAAGCCAAGCACAAAGCCAUGCUUUCAGCUGUAACACUUGAAAAGUUGCUUUUAUGUGACUUUAUAUAGUUUUAAAUUAUGAUAUAUAUUAGAGGAAUAAAGCUAAAUACAUGAUUGCAAUGCUUUUCUAUGUACUUGAAGUUUUGGCUUAUUCAAGAUUGUAAUGGGCUUUAAUGCUUUUUUUGUGUCCUGAUACUUACCUAUUCUGUAUUUGCUGGUUAAAUUAUACAAUUGCUUUAGAGAGCAAGGAGGCAGCCAUGUGUUCAACAGUAUGUCUUUAAGACAAUGACAUCCUUCUAAGCCUUAAUGUUUACCAUUUCAACAUUAAUGUAAGAUCAUUAAGGUGAAGACUUGGUGUCUGUCCAUAUAUAUUCCAUAUUUGCUAUCUGUAUAGCCCAAAUGUUUUCAGUAUAGCAUCAAAAACAUGUAACUGUGUUAUCAAGUGUAGUGACCAGUACACUCAUUAUCAUCAGUGUUGGUUCAUAAUAACUCAACACUGGAAGGCAUCUGAGCACAUUUCCAAAAAGGGUACAGUAGAAAUAUAUGCACUUUCUUUGCAAAAUGCACGUACCUUUUGCAAAGUAGAAAUAUAAAGUUGGAAUGUACGCAGUAUCACAGUACUACCCCAAACUCUUGGUCUUAGCCAAGAGAAUACUUUUACCCUCGCUAAUUAUGGCUCUGGAAUAAAAUUACCAUUCUGAAAUUUCCCAAGAAAUAAAUUUUUAUUUUGAAUAAUCUCAGGAUUUCUUUAAGUUGACAAUCAAUAAUUGCAACAAUAAUCUGAGUGUUUCAAGGAAAGUUUCCAUAUGCAAAUGUUUGGAUUGUACCUCAUUGUCGUUGUUCCUUUGUUAAUUCCUUAUAACAGAAAAUAAACUUGCUGCUUGCACUAAAAAAAAA